This is a messenger RNA of Arvicanthis niloticus (Nile rat), 1313 nucleotides long. RefSeq names its product chibby 1, beta catenin antagonist (gene Cby1). Gene Ontology annotation, cellular component: nucleus. Gene Ontology annotation, biological process: negative regulation of Wnt signaling pathway. The record is from RefSeq and is a predicted model, not a curated record. NCBI's taxonomy places the organism in Eukaryota, Metazoa, Chordata, Mammalia, Rodentia, Muridae.
CCAGAUCAACAUGUUUAAGGAGGCACGCCUUUCCCGGCCUAUGCCAUACGGCGUGUGCGUAUCUCAGAAGACGUGCUCGAGGCUUUCCUCUCUAUUCAUGAACCGGAGAGAGACCGCAGUGGCCCCGCUGCUUCGCGGAGGUUCGUCUCGAGGGUGGCUUCCCCUCCGUCUUCAGUGGUGGAAGCCAGAGAAGCUGCGCGUGCGCACGAUGGGAGCCCGGCGCCCGCCAAUCGCGGUCGCGGCGGUUGACGCGGCCUGGGCGGAUCCUUGCAGAAGGCUGAGGGCUAGCUCUGGACUCCGGCUUCGCAGACAGGAGAAGGAAGUAGUGCUGGUGUUUCCUCAUUGAGUCGGGGAUGCCUCUCUUUGGGAGCAUAUUCAGCCCAAAGAAGACCCCUCCUCGGAAGUCGGCCUCUCUCUCCAACCUGCAUUCUUUAGAUCGGUCAACGCGGGAAUUGGAGCUGGGCCUGGACUAUGGAACCCCCACCAUGAACCUGGCGGGACAAAGCCUGAAGUUUGAGAAUGGCCAGUGGGUGGCAGACUCCGUGAUUAGUGGGGGUGUGGACCGGAGGGAAACUCAGCGCCUGCGCAAACGAAACCAGCAGUUGGAAGAAGAAAACAAUCUCCUGCGGCUGAAAGUGGAUAUUCUGCUGGACAUGCUUUCAGAAACCACUGCUGAGUCCCACUUAAAGGACAAAGAACUGGAUGAGCUGAAGAUUACCAACCGCAGGAGGAAGUGACAAGCCUGGGGACACUGGCUAGGAGACUAGAAAGAGCCCACUGACCAGGGGAGGAGGAUGUGGCAGAGCCCUUUGAUUUUUAGUCAGAUUAGUAGACAUGCCCUAGGAGAGAGCAUUAACAGGCCCUGGCUCCCUUGAACAGGGGAUAGGGAGGAGACAUGGGCUGGAAGAACCCAAGUGCCAGGCCAGGGCCAUAGCUAAGGGGACACCCCGGAUACACCUAGGGUGUCAGUCUAAAGCAUACCCCAGGAGGGCCUAGAAAUAAUAAGUCUGUGCUGUCAGCAGGUGAGAACAUAUAACUCUUCAUGUCUCAGAGUCACCGUGUUCAGACAGCUGGCAGCUCACCUGUUGAUACUGGUGUCUAGGGUUUGGCACUCCUUCCCGAGAGCACUUCAUGUGAGGGCACACAGCAAGUGGCUCUGGGUUGUCUGCACCCUGGCCCCUGAACCCCCAGCCAUAAUCUCUCUGCCUUUUAAUGAGCCCUCAUCCCCAAGUCCACAGCCUCCUCUGGAAUCACUCCGGCCUUCCACAGCACAUUGUAAUUUAUUCUAUUUUUAUUAAAUGGUGUUCAAUAAU